AUUUCUCGCGGGGGUAGAUACUAGUGCUGUAACAAUGAUUUGGGCGAUGUCAGAACUCGUUAGAAACCCUAGAGCAAUGAAGAAAGCUCAGGAAACGAUUCGAACCACCCUUGGGGACAAAAAGGAAAUAAUCACUGAAGAUGAUCUAGGCAAAGUUGAUUACUUGACGCUCAUAAUCAAGGAAACAUUCAGACUACAUCCAGCACUUCCAUUUAUACUCCCAAGAGAAACAAUGUCUCAUGUCAAGAUCCAAGGCUACGAUAUUCCCCCGAAAACGCAAAUUCAAAUUAACGUAUGGACAAUCGGACGUGACCCAGAGCGUUGGACUGACCCCGGAGAUUUCAUCCCUGAACGGUUUAUUGAUAGUUCUGUAGAUUUCAGAGGACAACAUUUUGAGCUGUUACCGUUUGGUUCUGGUCGGAGGAUGUGUCCCGCGAUGCCAAUGGGGGUUGCUACUGUGGAACUAGGAUUGAUGAAUUUGCUUUACUUUUUCGAUUGGGCAUUGCCUGAUGGAAUGAACUUUGGAGACAUUGAUAUGGAAGAAACUGGUAAUAUCUCCAUUGUCAAAAAAGUACCUCUUCAACUUGUGCCCCUUCAA
Brassica oleracea var. oleracea is the source of this 598-nucleotide messenger RNA. Its product is annotated as cytochrome P450 71B2-like. Gene Ontology annotation, molecular function: oxidoreductase activity, acting on paired donors, with incorporation or reduction of molecular oxygen; iron ion binding; monooxygenase activity. NCBI's taxonomy places the organism in Eukaryota, Viridiplantae, Streptophyta, Magnoliopsida, Brassicales, Brassicaceae. The record is from RefSeq and is a predicted model, not a curated record. The transcript has a single exon. The annotation marks the transcript as partial.